AUGGAAAUUCUGGCCAGACUUCAAAAUCAAGCUAACCAAAUUAAGCAGAUUCACCUUAGAGAUCUUCUCUCACAACGUGAGAGAAACCAAGUCUGCACUGCAAAUUUCGAAAAUAUCCUUUUCGAUUAUUCUCAUAGUAAAGUAUGCCAGACAACACUUGAUUUGCUAGGGGAGUAUGCCAUAUCUACUGGACUCUUCGAUAAAAUAAGAGCUAUGUAUGAAGGUCAGCACAUCAAUACAACAGAAAACAGAGCAGUUCUCCACGUUUUAUUAAGAGCUCAAGAAUCCCAGCAUCCUCAGUUCCCUGAAGUUCUCCAAAUCAGAGAAAGGAUCAAAGAUUUCGCUGGCAAAGUUCGAAAUGGAGAAAUUCUGGGAGUCACAGGUAAGCCUUUGUUUAACAUUCUCUGCAUUGGGAUUGGUGGAAGCUACCUAGGCCCAGAAUUUGUAGCAGAAGCCUUAAAAACUGAGCCAAACUGCAUGAGGGAAUCUAUAGGCAGAAAUCUUCGCUUCUUAGCUAACGUAGACCCAGUUGAUUUCUUAAGAGCUACCCAUGAGCUAGACCCAGAAGAAACCUUAGUGGUCAUUAUUUCUAAAACUUUCACAACUGCUGAAACCAUGAUGAAUGCAAGAAAAGCUACCGCAUGGCUUACAUCUCAUAUAACUAGCCAUCCUUCAGAAAAAGUAAUUGAGCAUCAUGUCUGUGCAGUUUCUUCCAACCUCCAAAAAACUAAAGAGUUUGGCAUCCAAGAUGAAAGAGUUUUCGGAUUUUGGGAUUGGGUAGGCGGAAGAUACUCAGUUACCUCAGCUGUAGGCCUAGUUCCUCUUUACCUUCAUUAUGGUCCUCAAAUUGAUCUUUUCUUACAAGGUGCUAAUUCUAUUGACAGACUUUUCCUUGAAAAAGCCAACCUGAACCAAUGGAAAGAAAACAUCCCUCUGCUAAUGGGACUUUUGGGCUGGUGGAACACACAAUUUUUGGAGUACUCAUCAAGAGCUGUGUUACCUUAUUCUCAAGCAUUGGUUAGAUUUGCAGCUCAUAUUCAGCAGUUAGAUAUGGAAAGCAAUGGAAAACAAUGCAAAAAGGAUGGAACUCCUGUAGAAGUGUCAGGACCAAUUGUAUUUGGAGAGCCAGGAACUAAUGGGCAGCACUCAUUUUAUCAGCUUAUGCAUCAAGGCAGAAUUGUUCAAUCAGAAUUCAUAGGAUUUUGCCAGUCGCAUAGCUCAGAUAGUGAAGCUCAUAAUGAAUUAUGCUUAAUUGAACUGAAUAUAACGUCAGAAGCUAUUUAAAAUAUUCUAAUUUUUUACAAAAAAUUAUAAAACUUCUAUUAUUCUCAGAGAUAACUCAAAGAAAUAGAGAAUAAUGUCAAAUUUCUUUGCACAGCCUGAUGCACUUGCCUUAGGCAAAACAACUGAAGAGUUGAGAAAGGAAAAUUGCCCUGAUGCCUUGGUUCCUCAUAAGAUGUUUAAAGGUGAUAGACCAAGCUUUAGCUUAUUAUUCCCUGCGCUUACUGUAAACGCAUGCGGCCAGCUUUUAGCUCUUUAUGAGCAUCGCGUCGCAGUAGAAGGGUUUUUGUGGGAUCUUAAUUCAUUUGACCAAUUUGGAGUUGAGCUAGGAAAAACACUUGCAACUAAAGUAAAGCAAGCAAUUGCAUCAGAAACCUUUGAAGGCCACCCAAGCGAAAAUUUGCUUCUUCACUAUAUCAAUCAUAGAUAA
Blepharisma stoltei is the source of this 1711-nucleotide messenger RNA. NCBI's taxonomy places the organism in Eukaryota, Ciliophora, Heterotrichea, Heterotrichida, Blepharismidae. The record is from the annotation of a GenBank genome assembly.